Messenger RNA from Cryptomeria japonica (Japanese cedar), 2394 nucleotides. Its product is annotated as G-type lectin S-receptor-like serine/threonine-protein kinase At2g19130. Gene Ontology annotation, molecular function: protein serine/threonine kinase activity; ATP binding. The record is from RefSeq and is a predicted model, not a curated record. The coding region runs from base 1 to 2394 and encodes 797 amino acids. The transcript has a single exon. Gene Ontology annotation, biological process: protein phosphorylation; recognition of pollen. Lineage: Eukaryota; Viridiplantae; Streptophyta; Pinopsida; Cupressales; Cupressaceae.
AUGGAUUGGUCCCUGAAAGACAACAGGGCCUCCAACUGUUUGAAACGUUUCAUUUUAGUUCUUGUUAUACUCAUUCUCCAGCACAAUUGCGAUUUAUCAGUUGCUGGUGGAGACGCCCUCUCUUUGGGGGUUUCUCUCAGGGAAAAACAAACUAUUAUUUCAAAGAAUGGCACUUUUGAAUUGGGUUUUUUUAAUCCUAAUGGAACCAGCAACUGGUAUGUUGGCAUCUGGCAUGCCCAGAUUUCUGAAAAGACCGUCGUUUGGGUGGCUAACAGGGAAACUCCCAUUAAAGACAUGCCGGGUGUUUUGACGCUCUCUACAUCUGGUUAUCUCACUGUAUCUGACUUGCAAGGAAAAGUCUUUUGGUCCAGUAAUAUUACUCAGCAAGCUAAGGCAUCCAAGGCGUCGAUAUUGGACACUGGUAAUUUUGUUCUUGUAGGUUCCCAAAACACUUCUGAGACUGUGUGGGAGAGUUUCGCAAAUCCCACAGAUCAUUUGUUGCCAACAAUGAAGUUUUGGAAAGGUUUGAAAUUAAACUCUUGGAAGAGUUCGGUGGAUCCAGCGCCUGGGCUCUUCUUUCACUUGAUGGAUCCAUCCCCUGGAAAGAAUAACUUUUUGCUGCAGUAUAGAAACAGUGUAUCAUAUUACAACUUGGGAGAGUGGACUGGUAGAGAUUACUUCAACGUGCCAGUGGGAUUAUCUACUACCUUAUAUGAACAGGAAUUGGUAGUGUUUUCUCCAACAAGAAUGUACUACAUAUAUUGGUAUACACCCAAAGCUGAUUCUACGCUAUUGCUGAGGGCAGUUCUCAAGGAGAAUGGCGAGGUAUCACGGUACUCUUGGAUAAAUAAUAAUUGGAACCUGAUUGAUAGUUCACCCCAAUCAAGUUGCGACGUGUAUGGCGUGUGCGGGGCUUAUGGAGUGUGCUUCACCCCAGGAAACAUUGAGUUAUGCGAUUGCUUGCAAGGCUUUCAGCCAAGAGAUUCAAUUGCCUGGAGUUCUCAGGAGUGGUGGUCAAGCGGUUGUGUUCGGCGUACUCCAUUACACUGCUCCGCCAUCAAUGGCAGUGACACAACAGAUGGUUUCCUUCAAAUCAGUAAUAAUACCAUGUCUGAUGAAGAAGCUAUUCAAUAUAACCAAGCGUCAAGUUUUCUAGAAUGUAAAACUGCUUGUCUCAACAAUUGCUCAUGCACGGCCUUUGCUUUCACAAAUCAUGUUCCUGCUGUUUGUAAAUUGUGGUUUGGCGAUCUGUUAACCCUGAAGGCUUCUUCUUCUCCUGGUAAGGCCUUAUUCAUUCGAUUGGCUGCUUCUGAUGUGCCACAACCUUCACCCAACGCAGGAAGGAGCAGCAGAAUAAUUGGGCUCUCCAUUUCAAUUCCUUUGGUCGUUGCUGUUAUGGGUACCAUGUUUGCAUGGUUUAUUCAGCGCGAGCAUGCUAGAGCCCAUCAGAAAGCCAAGGAUUACGACACACCAAUAUCUCUUAGAACAUUCACUUACAAAGAGCUCCAAAUUGCGACCAACAAUUUCGCCCAUAAGUUGGGAAAGGGAGGAUUUGGCUCUGUCUUUAAAGGAACUCUGCCAGACACUACACUUGUGGCCGUGAAAAAAUUAGAGGGUUCCGCACAAGCAGAAAAGCAAUUCCGUGCGGAAACAAGCACCAUUGGAAACAUACAUCAUGUGAAUUUGGUGAGGCUCCUGGGAUUCUGCGCAGAGGGAUCUCAAAGAAUGCUGGUUUAUGAGUACAUGCAGAACGGGUCUUUCAACUAUUACUUGUCCCACAAUUCUAAAAAAGCAAACAAGGUGUUGGACUGGAGUACUAGAUUUGGAAUCGCUUUACGCACUGCAAGGGCGUUAGUUUAUCUCCAUGAAGAAUGCAGGGAUCGCAUCAUCCACUGCGAUAUUAAGCCAGAGAAUAUUCUUCUAGAUGUAGAUUUUUCUCCAAAAGUGUCUGAUUUUGGGCUGUCAAAACUUGUUGGUAGAGAUUUCAGCGAAGUGUUGACAACAACGAGAGGAACAAGAGGGUAUUUGGCUCCCGAGUGGAUCUCCGGCCUGCCAAUCACAGUUAAGGUGGAUGUAUACAGCUUCGGCAUGACCCUGCUGGAAAUAAUAUCAGGUCGACGAAUUAUUGACUUGAGUGUGCUUGAGUCGCAGUACUUUCCGACGUGGGCAGCAACUGAAAUUCAGAAGGGAAACAUAAUGGGCAUUGUGGAUGAACAGAUUAGAAACAAAGCAGAUGUGGAAGAGGUGAGAAGAGUAGCUAUGGUAAGCAUUAUGUGCAUUCAAGAGGAUGAAAACGAAAGGCCUGGCAUGAGCCAAGUUGUUCGGAUGUUGGAAGGCAUAUCAGAGGGUUACCCGGAACAAUAUGAGAGGUACCUGCAACUGCUCGUCAACUAG